AUAAAAUCAACAAUUUCAUUUUUCCUUCUGUGAUCUCCACCCCUGCUGGGUCAAUCGAUGCCAAUACCACUCUGUGCACAGAUCAUUCUAUUUUCUCACUAACGACGGCGUUCUUAUACCAAGAAAGAGAGAGAGAGAGAGAGAGCUACAGCAGCGACUACCCGCACAUCCCCUAAAUCCACUUCCUUAGAAAAUCCCGAACACAGUAGCUCCCCCCCACGCACGCACAAUGAAAAACGACGUCGUACGAUGGAAUUCAGCAGCGAAAGCACAAAUCGGUAGCGAGAGCGCGACUAGCAAAAGCAAAAACCAAAACAACUACAGCGAUUAUCCAACACGAAAUUUUGCUGCGAAUAACAGCUCUCGAUGGUCGGCAAAUGCGGCGACUACAAGUGGGUGGGCGUUUAGGCAACCGGCUAGGCAGCUCCAACUUCAUCAACUGCAAAAGCAACAACAUUGUGAUACUAAUGCAAGUUUUCUUAAUGCAACAACAACAACAACAACAACGCCAACAACCAGUAGUUAUUUAGUGAACACUCGUCAUAGCGUAAGCCAACAACAAAAUGCGAUCAAACAUAAAUCGAAAAAAACAUCAGCGUCUAGUGCAUAUAGUAGACAUUUCCAACAACAACAACAACAACAACAAGAAAACCAACAGCAAUUACGACCACAAAAGCAACAACAUAAUCACCAUUAUUAUCAUCGCCGUCUGCCUCGCCGCCAGCAGCUAGCAGCAGGAGCGUCGCGGACAUCUGUUGCUUUGCAUUUAAAUAGGAUUUUGUUGAAUUGUGUGCAAUUGAGUGUUGUGUUAGUGUUUUUGUUGUGUACGUUGAAUGUCGGUUUCGUGACUUUGCCGAGCGCCAGCGCUGCCAUUGCCACCGCCGCCGCAGCCACCUCGCAUGGGAACCAAACAGCUGCAGGGAAUGCGAUUGACGGUGUUGGUGGUGGCGAUGAUUUGACGCUGGCGGCGGGGUGGCCCUUUGAAUUGGACUACGACGAAGAGGGCGAAAGUGGGAGUGCUGGAAAUUAUACGCACACAUGGGCGGUGCAUAUACCCAACGGCGAAGAAAGUGGUGUGGCCGAUCAAGUGGCGCGAGAUCAUGGUUUCGUCAAUUUGGGCAAGAUCUUCGAUGAUCACUAUCAUUUUGCGCAUCACACAGUCUCCAAGCGCUCGCUGAUGCCCUCGGUGCCGCAUCAGACGCGACUUGACGAUGACAAUCGAGUGCACUGGGCCAAGCAGCAGCAGGCCAAGUCGCGUCGGAAACGUGACUAUAUACGAAUGCGGCCGUCGAGAACAUCGUCGCGCGCGCUUUCACAGGUGGAUACAGUUCCUUUAAACGACCCGAAAUGGGCGCAAAUGUGGUAUCUGAAUCGCGGUGGCGGCUUGGAUAUGAAUGUGGUACCUGCAUGGCAGGCGGGCAUCACCGGCAGGGGUAUUGUGGUGACAAUACUCGACGAUGGUCUGGAAUCGGAUCAUCCCGAUAUCGAGCACAACUAUGAUCCCGAGGCGUCUUACGACGUCAACAGCCACGACAACGAUCCAAUGCCUCACUACGACAUGACCGAUUCGAAUCGUCAUGGUACGCGUUGCGCUGGUGAAGUGGCCGCCACCGCCAAUAACUCAAUCUGUGCGGUUGGUAUUGCAUUUGGCGCCAGUGUUGGCGGUGUCCGAAUGUUGGAUGGCGAUGUAACGGACGCCGUCGAAGCGCGUUCCCUAUCGCUCAAUCCGCAACACAUAGACAUCUAUAGUGCGUCUUGGGGACCCGACGACGAUGGUAAAACGGUCGAUGGGCCGGGUGAGUUGGCGCAACGCGCCUUCAUCGAAGGCGUGACGAAAGGACGGCAGGGCAAGGGUAGCAUUUUUAUUUGGGCUUCAGGCAAUGGUGGUCGUGAAUUCGACAAUUGCAACUGUGAUGGGUAUACGAACUCCAUUUGGACACUGUCAAUAUCUAGUGCCACCGAAGAGGGUCAUGUACCCUGGUAUUCGGAGAAAUGCAGUUCCACAUUGGCGACCACUUACAGUAGUGGCGGACAGAGUGAGAAGCAGGUGGUGACGACAGACUUGCAUCACUCGUGCACGGUAUCGCAUACGGGUACCUCGGCGUCGGCGCCACUGGCAGCCGGCAUAGCGGCGUUGGUGCUCGAAUCGAAUACGAAUUUGACGUGGCGCGAUUUGCAACACAUUGUGGUGCGUACAGCGAAACCGGCGAAUUUACGCGAUCCGACAUGGUCGAAGAAUGGUGUCGGUCGGCGUAUUAGUCACUCAUUCGGCUAUGGGCUGAUGGAUGCGGCGGCUAUGGUGAAAGCGGCGCGUAACUGGAAAACGGUGCCGGAACAACAGCGUUGCGAGAUCAAUGCGCCGCAUGUGGAUAAAGUUAUUCCGCCCAGAAGUUAUAUCACAUUACAGUUAACCGUAAAACACUGCUCAUCCGUCAAUUAUCUGGAACACGUUCAGGCAAAAAUCACACUCACAUCACAACGUCGCGGUGACAUUCAACUUAAUCUGAAAUCACCGGCAGGCACCAAAGUUACUUUACUCACACCACGUAUUCACGAUGUAUCACGUUCUGGUUUUAACCAGUGGCCCUUCAUGUCCGUCCAUACUUGGGGAGAGUCACCGCAUGGCGAUUGGCAGUUGGAAAUUCACAACGAAGGUCGCUAUAUGGGUCACGCCUUACUCCGCGAGUGGUCGCUAAUAUUUUACGGUACCACACAGCCCAUCGACCCCAAUGACCCAGUGUCCACACCGCGCGCCUAUUCCGCCGAAAACACAACGCCCAAUUCGAAUGCGGCGAGCACCACAACGAACCUCCAUCAGAUCUACUCGCCACAAUAUCCGCGCAUUUCAUCCAAUAAUGUUGGUGGCGGCGGCGGCGGCGGCGGCAGCUUCAGCAAUUCGGCGACCAGUGUUGUGGGCGCCAUCAACGCCAUGCCGGGAGCGGGCGUGAAAAUUCCCAUUAAAUUGCCAACGCCGUUCAACAAAUCCGUUUACACGGCCGUGAAUGGCGCAAAUAAUCCAUUGUUGAAUGUCGCUAACGGAAGUAGUAAAAAGCAACAGCAACAACAACAACUCUACAAACUACAACAACAGCAGACACAGCCGCCCAGUUAUCAACAAAUCUCAGCGACCUAUGGCGUCAUAUUGGGCUCGCAGAGCGGGAAGGCUGGCAAGGGCGGCAAAGGAAAGGGGAAGUCUGGUGAAAAGGGUAACGGCAAAGGAGGCGGAAAUGGCGGCGGUGGCGGCAGCAAAUCGUCAGCCAACAAGAAAGAACAGGCUACUGCAACAAAUACGAAGAAUAAAUUCUACCGCAUAUCACAACAACAGCAACAGGGCGGCGGCGGCGGCGGCGGCGGCAACGGAAAUAGCAAGUCGAAUGGCGAAAAGUCCUCUAAACAGGGAGGAGGACGCAGUAAAGCGCAGUCAGGCGAGCGUUUACAGGGCUACGAUGAAAAGCUGAGCCGCAAAGUUAUUGGCGAAAUAACAACAACAACCACGACCAGUACAAGCGUGAAUACAAAAAACAACAACCAAAACAUCAAAGCGAAUAGCAACAGUAAAACUGCGCUCAAAGCUGACUCCGCGAGUGCGUCUUCAGGCGCGAUCUCGACCGCUUCGAAAACCGUCGCCACGCAAAUGACCAGCUACUCGAAGUUGCCCGUCAAGGCGACCAAACAAAUCAAAGAGUCGCUGCUGCCUAUGCAAACACAUGAAAAACUUACAGUCGCAUCCUUCGCCGACACGCGCAUACCGAAACUCUUUGAACAUUACGAGAAAAUCCAGGCAAUCUUUCCAGAAUUUCAGCCAUAUCAGGGGCCCAAAGAGAAGGAUACCACUGCCGCCGCAGCGGCAGCAGCAGCAGCUGUAGCGGCUGAGAAGCGGAAAUUGCCUGCCGCUGCAGCCGGCAUUUCACCGCUGGACUACGAAGCGGAAACCUUCAGGCCGAUGUUGGGUGCGAUUAGUGGCAGUAGCGGGGAAAAUGGCAACGCUAAUGGAGCGAGCGGAAGUGGCUCGAAACCGUCGCGUGAGAAUGCUAAGAAGUCUUCGCCCAGCUUUGUGCCCGAUCAGAAGAUUAUCAAGAAACAACAACUGUUGCUCGCGGCAGCGGGUUUGAGCGGCGGCACACAGCGUCCGAUUGGCGGUGUGCUCGGCGUGUUGCCCAAUCGUAAGGGCAGCGCAAGCAACGGUAUAGGCAUGAUUUUACGGAAUGCAUAACCUUUUUUGUUUUACUGCGAGUUUUUCUUUUGCGAUUCUGAUAUUUUGUAGUGCA
Rhagoletis zephyria (snowberry fruit fly) is the source of this 4268-nucleotide messenger RNA. Its product is annotated as furin-like protease 1, isoforms 1/1-X/2. Gene Ontology annotation, molecular function: serine-type endopeptidase activity. Gene Ontology annotation, biological process: peptide hormone processing. Gene Ontology annotation, cellular component: Golgi membrane; trans-Golgi network. NCBI's taxonomy places the organism in Eukaryota, Metazoa, Arthropoda, Insecta, Diptera, Tephritidae. The record is from RefSeq and is a predicted model, not a curated record.